Molecule: messenger RNA, 1755 nt
Organism: Owenia fusiformis
Lineage: Eukaryota; Metazoa; Annelida; Polychaeta; Sabellida; Oweniidae
Source: the annotation of a GenBank genome assembly
GAAAUUAGAUUCUAGUUUGUCAGAGUUGGAUGAGAUCUAGUUAGCAGAAAAUUCUAACAACGCUUGCCAAGCCACGACAAUCUCCUUAGUCCUAAGUAAUACGGCUCUACAUUGAUUGGUUGUUUAGAAUCACUAGCAUGUACACACUGGUUUGAUACGUCACAGUUAACCACAUUACACAAUGAUGAUUCUUAGACUGUCGACCAGUGGAAUUGAGAGAGAAUGGAUUGUGAUUAUAUAAAUCACGGAUGAUGUGACAUUUGCUGUGUCAUUGUAAUAUUGGAUACUUCUAUAGCUAGAUAUAUUGGUGUCAUUGUAUUGUAGUGUCAUGGGAGAUGCUACACGGACUCCUCCAAAUGGGAGCGUCAUAUCUGCGGAUUAUGAGUCUGAGGCGGGUCUAAGAAGACAACCUGCUGAGAAUUCAGAUGCUGCCAGUCCAUCCAAAACAAAAGCGACAAAGCGUCAACAGAUUCUUGCAAAACUGAGAAGUGCUAUAUGUGGACUUGUACUUAUGUUAAUAACUGCAGUCUCUUGGGUAGGAAUGACACAAUUUGCCCAAUUAACAUAUAACCCAUUGACGUACCAGGCACCAUUCUUCUUAGUGUAUUUCUCAACAUCGUGGCUGGUUAUAUUCUACCCGUUAUAUUCUAUUGGUGCAUUACUCUAUACCAAAGGACAGAUAUCUCUCAAAGAAACAUUUAGGGAAGGAAUUAACAAAUAUCGCUCAGAAACAGACUGUUUUAUUCCAUUUAAGCUAUUAGGCCAGCUCUCCUUGUUUUGUUUAAUAUGGACAGUUACGAAUUACAUGUAUGUGCGGGCACUCAAUAUGUAUAACAUCCAACCCGUGGAUGUCGUGUCUCUAUUUGCCACAAGUCCUAGCUUUGUAUAUCUCCUAUCUUGGAUUAUUCUGCAUGAAAAGUUUAUAGCAAUACGGAUAGUUGCUGUUAUAUUUUCUAUAACGGGGGUUAUAAUGAUGGCGUAUGUUGAUGGAUUUGGCAGCCCAUCAAUGUGGGGGGUCAUAAUUGCCGUUGGCGCGGCAACAGGCUCAGCUGUAUAUAAGGUGCUAUUCAAGAAGAUUUUAGGGGAAGUCACGUAUUGCCAAGUGUCCAUAUUUUUUACAUUUCUGGGUCUGUGUAACAUUGUGAUUAUGUGGCCAAUUCUGCUAGCUGUCUAUUAUUCAAAUGGUGAGCCCAUGGACUGGAACAACAUGCCUUGGGGCUACCUGUCCGGCUCUGCAGCUCUUGCCUUGUUGUUUAAUCUGGUAGUAAGCUUUGGUAUUGGCAUUACACAUGAAGCAUUCAUACAACUGGGCCUUGCCCUGGCAGUACCAUUCUGUGUUGUUGUUGACUUAGUUUGGAGAAAUAUUCAGUUUGACGGCAUGAAAAUUGCGGCAAUAGUACUUAUAUGUCUCGGGUUCCUCAUAAACAUGCUCCCAGAGAAAUGGCACGUGAGAGUGCUGAAGUUUAUACACUGGAAACAGGAACAUCACGAUGAACAAGUCGUUACAUUUCAUACGCCAAGGUCACUUUUACGUGCAACAGCACAUUGAUUAGACUGAUACAUAUUCCUGGUGUUUCAGUCGCAGGAAAUGAUGGCAGUGUUUUGCCAAAAUCAUGUGGAUUUAUGUGAAAAUAUAAGCAGUCGUGGAUUUCCUAUAUUGUGCCAGUGAAAUAGCCUAUGAGGUAUAUAUUAGCCAUUUACCAAAUAGCCUAUGAGGUGAAAUAGUCUACGACGGUUUACUGAUGACUAUGAUGA